This is a messenger RNA of Aphis gossypii (cotton aphid), 4217 nucleotides long. Its product is annotated as probable lysine-specific demethylase 4B. Gene Ontology annotation, molecular function: histone H3K36 demethylase activity; histone H3K9 demethylase activity. Gene Ontology annotation, biological process: chromatin remodeling. The record is from RefSeq and is a predicted model, not a curated record. Gene Ontology annotation, cellular component: nucleus. Lineage: Eukaryota; Metazoa; Arthropoda; Insecta; Hemiptera; Aphididae. Bases 1382 to 2416 code for a protein of 344 amino acids. The transcript has 12 exons.
AUUUUUGACGGCUUAUCGGGCAGCACGGUGUGCGACGGCCGACGACGGGUCGGUGACCGUCGGCAUUCGACAAUUUCAGACAGUUGAGACCAGUUCAGUAGUCAGUACUUCAGUCGCCUGCAUGCCGUCUUACAGAAAGGAAAUGUGAGAUCAUCAUUCAUAAUCCAAGUGACCAAGUGAAUCCAAAGAUUAUCGUGUUGGACUGACUAACAGGCUGGUUCAAGAUGAUAAUAUUUUCGAUCUACCAAAUUGUAAUAUUGCGUUUUGUUACAUGGAAAUAACGGAAGUUAAGGAUCCGAAACAAUCAUGGUGUAUUCGUGUUCAUUUCUCCACUGAUGCAUCACAUCUGUAACAUAUUCUGUUCUCGUCUGUUUGCGCGCCUGGCUGUAUCCGAUCAAUUGUAACUUUAAUUUUUGAGCACUUUGGUGGUGAACAGUGGAGUUACCACCUACCUAACCGUUGCGUAUAGUUGAGCGUGCAUCGGCGGCCAAUAAUGCAUUUUGAGUGCGGGUAUAUCGUAUAUGAGACGAGUUCAAGAGUGUUCAGACGAUUCAUUAAUUUUUCUUUUGUUCAUUUGUCCACUGACGCAUCACAUCUGUUCCCCGUCGCCUGGCUGUAUUCGAUCAAUUGUAAGAAAUGGACUAUCACCACCACUGUGGAGUGUCCAAGGUAAACAAAAGAUACCAACAACUCAAUACACAAAAGAAACUCAUGAAAGUAGCAGAAAAUAUUGGAAAACAUUGUUUAUAAAUGUCCGAUAUAUGGUGCAGAUGUACCUGGAUCCAUUACGGAUAAUGAUGUAGAUAUAUGAAGUGAAAAACUGGCAAUGUACCAAAAAUCAUGAUCCUUAGACUAGAAACGUUAUGUAGAAUUCGUGCAGUCGGGGAGCUCAUAGAACUGUGAAGGAAUAACGGAGCUAUGCGAGGAUAAUUGACAGACGGCGCCAACCCUGAUUAAAGAGUACACUAGUCGACGUUUAAUAGCAAAGAAAAGAUUAGAAUUUCUCUACUGAUGCUAACGAUUAUGGAAUUCUUAGAAAAAAUGUUAGAUCAAAGGACUCGGUAAGGGAAAAUUGUGUACUUUCCUAAAGUGGGAAGGUUAUAUAGAUAAUGAAAAUUCAUGGGAACCAGUUACAACCGUUACAAAGUUAGAAACAAUUAUUGAUGUGGCUUUCCAUAGAGGCCAUAUACUUUUUUUAGUCAAGUGGCAAGGUAUUGGAGAGCCGCACUUAUUUUUUCCAAUAAAUUAAAUAAAUGGUACUCACAAGAGGUUAUCAAGUUUUAUGAAAAAAGAACUAUUAAAAUAUAUAAGUAAUAUUGAAUAAUUUAUUCUGUAAUAACUUUAUAUCCUACCAUUCUUAUAGUAACAGGCAAUAAAAAUCAUGAUCUUUAGACCAGAUUGGUCUGAAUUUCAAGAUUUUAAACGCUAUGUAGAGUUCAUGGAGUCUCUGGGAGCUCAUAGACAUGGUAUUGCCAAAGUGAUUCCACCAAAACAAUGGACUCCCAGAAAAGCCAGUUAUGAAGACAAUGAUGUAAUGAAUAUGGUUAUCCCUGUUCCACUCUGUCAAAAUGUCCAAGGUAAACAAGGGGUAUACCUACAACAUAAUACAGAAAUGAAACCUAUGAAAGUAGCAAAAUUAAAAAAAUUGGCCAACUCUCCAGACUAUAAAACACCUCUUCAUUUUGAUUAUGCAGAUCUUGAAAGAAAAUAUUGGAAAAACAUUGUUUAUAAAUGUCCGAUAUAUGGUGCAGAUGUAUCUGGAUCCAUUACAGAUAAUGAUGUGGAUGUAUGGAACAUUAACAAAUUGGGUACAAUUUUGGACUAUAUAAGUGAGGAUUAUGGAAUAAAAAUUGAUGGAGUUAACACAGCUUAUCUUUAUUUUGGCAUGUGGAAAACAACAUUUCCUUGGCAUACUGAAGAUAUGGAUUUAUACAGUAUAAACUAUCUUCAUGAAGGAAGUCCAAAAUCAUGGUAUGCAAUACCGCCAGAACAUGGCCGACGCUUCGAAAGAUUGGCCAAUAGCCUUUUUCCUGCAGAUUUUUUAUCAUGUCCAGCAUAUCUUAGACAUAAAAUGUCUGUUAUAUCUCCACAAGUUUUGGCAAAAAAUAGUAUUCCAUUUGACAAAAUAACACAAGAAAAAGGAGAAAUAAUUAUAACUUUUCCUUAUGGAUAUCAUGCUGGAUUUAAUCAUGGUUUUAAUAUAGCUGAAUCCACUAACUUUGCAUCAGCCCGUUGGAUAGAAUAUGGGAAAAGAGCUCAACUGUGUAAAUGUCGAAAAAACAUUGUAAAAUUUAAUAUGGAUACUUUUGUGAGACGUGAACAAUCUGAUAAGUAUGAAUUGUGGCUUAAAGGAAAUGAUAUAGGUUGCCAUCCAGAAGACCCUAGUCAUCGGAUGUAUCCAGCACCUAAGUGUUAAUUGUUUAUUUAUUUUAUAUGGUAGUUAAGUUUCUUUAUAGCAAAUUAGUUAUGGACUUAAGUAUUUAAAUAACUAUAAAAUUUAAUAUUGAAAGCAUUAUUUCCAAAAAAGCCUUGUAUACUUAAUAUAGUACAAAUUAUAAAAAUUAGAAUCAUGUACUUAUAUCUUAACCAUGAGGUUACUGUACAAUAAAUAGGAUGCAUUGUUUCAUCAUACAACAUUGAUGUUUAAAUUUAAAUCAUAAUCUUUGUUUUACAUUUGUAUUAAGAGAUUGUAAGUAGACAAAAUCGGUAUAUUGAAAAUUAUGUUUUUUUUUUUUGUUUUUAAUUCAUUAGUUAUAAAGAAAUAACUAUUUUUAAUCAAAUUUAUAUUUUGGGUUGUACCUGUAUAAUGUAUUAUAGUAAGUGAAUUUUCCAAGAUUAUUGAUUUUUUAUUUUUAUUAUUAAUAUAUAAUUUUGUUACCUAUAUAAUGUUACCUGCCAUUCAUUUUGUAUUAUAUACAAUUUGUAUACUUUUACACUUAAAUAAAAUAAUAGGUAAUAUAGAUAAGUAUUUUGAUGUACCAAUUAUAGGACAUUUUUUUUUAUUCUUAAUGUAUAAGUCCCUCUGUUUUCUCUAAUUAAUAUUAUUAAACAAACUAUAGAAUAGUGUAUUUAUGCCUAAUAGCUUGUUAUACAUUUGAAAGUUAAAAUGCUCAAGAUAUUAAAUUAAUAUUGACUUAAACGUAUUUUAUACAUUACUGAAUUAGUCAUUAUAGUUUAAAAUAAAUGCUAUACAGCACCCACUAGACACAAGUCUCCUUUCUAACACCAAUAGUUGUCAUCUGACUUUCAAUAAGCAAUCAAAGGGUAAAUAGUAAAAUUUAUGAUAUUAUAUACUAUAUAGUCAAGCUCUUUUAUUCAUAAUAACUUUUCUUUUUAUCACAAAAUUAAUCAUAUAACUUACAAUUUUGAGUUUAGCAGUAAAUUGAUACUUGAACAUUUAACCUUCUUUGAAUGAACAUUUUUUUUUUUUUUAAUUUUUCUUUUCACACGGUUAUCAAAAUCUGAUCAUAUUAUUUGUUGCUUAUGUUUGUGAUUAAAAUGAAACAAACAAAUAUAUAAGAUAAAAUGUUUUAUUUCAUGUUUUCGGUUGUGAUUUUAACUAUUAUUUUUACUAUUUUUUAAGUACUCUUAAAAUAUCAUAAUUAAGCAUUUUUUAUAAGUAUAAAAUAAGGAUUUUAAUCUCCGAAAAAGAACAAGACUGUCUUAUCUUUUAGAGUUUUAUAUCUGUAUUUUUAACUGCUUUAGGAGCCUUAUACUAAUAAAUAGAGUAUCGCAGUAGUUCACACGAUUAAUAGUGGCUGAACACAUGUUAUUCUACACUUAUACUAAUGAAAAGGACAAACCAAGGUAACAAAAAGCAUAGAACAUAGUUACACCAAACACACCACUCACCAAAAUGCUCUAUCUAUUAGUAUAGUUCACUUUAGAUUAUGUUUUUAAUUAUACUUAUAUAAACCUAAUAUGAAUUAAUAUCAUUGUAAAAUGUUGUGGGCAAUGAGUGAUAUGUUAUUUUUGUUAUUUUGUUUUUAUUUUAGUGUGGCUAAUUAUUUAUUUUAAUUUUUAUGAACAUGGUUUGAUAUUUAUCAAAUAUUUUCAUCAACUAGUUUUAUUGAUGUUUACCUCUGUAUUAAUUAUGUUUAAAUGUUUUUUUUUCUUUUUUAAUGUUGAGUAGUGUUUGUGUAGGUACAAAAAACUAUUAAUACUAAUAAUUUAUUCUGUAGUUGAUUGUUUUAUGUUAAUGUGUGCAAUGACAUCAA